AUGGAAUGUGAUGAACCUUUGACAUCAAUCAAUCCAGCAUCUAAUUUAAAUUUGGAGUUAUUAGAACAGGACAUUUCUGAUGAUGACUAUCAAGGCAAUAUUGGAGGCGAAAAAAGUAAUGGUCAGGAUAAUAUGCUUAUGUCAUCAACUAGUGUUCAGGAUGAACCCCAAAAAUCAAAUCCUAAUUUACAUUUCUCAUCAACUUCAAAUGGAGAUUAUUUACCAUUUAAUUUACCAAAAAAUCUUGAAAUUCGUGAAGGUAUGGAUUAUCAAUGUCCAGUAGGAGAUUGGAUGCCAGAUGAUUUUUUCGAAGAUGAGAUUGAGCGUGAAAUUUGUAUCUGGCGGCCAACAAAUGCAGUAUCAGAUUCUGAUUUAAAAGAUUAUCUUUCUAUUGCUCUCAGUCAAUAUAGUAUUGAUCAGGAGCGGGCAAUGUUCAUCUUACAAACGUUAGGUUUUAAUAUCAUAGAAGCAAAAAAUCAACUUGCUAAAAGACGAAUACGAAAAGAGGGAUGGACCAGUCAGGAUGUAGCUUUUUUUAAGAAGUCAUUGCUAACAUGCGGCAAAGAUUUCAAAAAAUUCAAGCACUGGCUUCCACACAAGUCGUUAAAGGAAAUUAUCAGUUUUUAUUACGAUAAGAAAAAUAAACUCGGCUUUCGACGCCUUAUCGAUACUUUUGUUCAAGAAAAUAAUCCUGAGCACAGCAGAUUAACAGAUGAUCAGGACCUGAUUAGCAACAACGGAAGUAGUUUGUGCUCUAAUUGUGAGCAGACUUCAUUUUUGCGUCAAGUAGAGGAUUUGAUGCUCUGUAAUUCGUGUUAUAUUUAUUUCAGAAAUUAUCAUCUUCAUAGACCCCGCAUGAAAUCGAAACGUUGUGGUCAAAAUGCUUUGGAAAAUAUAGAUUGUCCUCCAGGUAUGGUAGAAAUAGUGGAAAGAUUCAUACAAUUUGCAAAUAGAUCAGAUGAUGUACCAGAAUCAUUGCCAAUGAAUGAAGCGACAGAUGAUAGUGAUAUACAAAUUGUCAAUCAAUCGGAAAAAGGAUGCUUUCGGAUUGAAAAGCAUGUUUUAUAUAUUUUAGUUAGCAAUUCCUUGGAAUUUAUUUAA
Thelazia callipaeda (thelaziosis nematode) is the source of this 1101-nucleotide messenger RNA. NCBI's taxonomy places the organism in Eukaryota, Metazoa, Nematoda, Chromadorea, Rhabditida, Thelaziidae. The record is from the annotation of a GenBank genome assembly.